Molecule: messenger RNA, 729 nt
Organism: Orbilia oligospora ATCC 24927
Lineage: Eukaryota; Fungi; Ascomycota; Orbiliomycetes; Orbiliales; Orbiliaceae
Exons: 4
Coding region: 1-729 (242 amino acids)
Source: RefSeq, a predicted model, not a curated record
AUGCUGUCCUUCCUUGCCCUGACAGUUGCAUUCGCAACUAUAAUUUCCACCACAACAGCCCACUACACAUUCCCAAACCUUCUGUAUAAGGGCACCCAAUACCCAGACUAUACCUACAUCCGUCGCACCUGGAAUUACCAAAACUACUACCCCCUCUUCGACUUAACCUCACCCGUCCUCCAAUGCUUCACAAACGGCAGCUUCCCCAAUCCCGGUACUUUAACUGUAUCAGCAGGCGACACAGUAGGUUUCAAGGUCAGCGGGAGAAUAAUACACGAAGGUCCUCUACUCUUUUAUAUGGCGAAAGCAGGCUUUAGACAAACGGCCGCUAGUAUGACAGGCGCUGGGGCGGUUUGGGUUAAGAUUAACGAGACAAAACCAGUGAUUACUAAUGUUCCUGAGGAAUUGGAACUAUACAAAUGGCCAUAUUAUAACGCGGCAGAAGUUCACAUUCAAAUCCCACCAUGUCUAUCAACAGGUGACUAUCUACUCAGAGUAGAGCAUAUUGCACUCCACAUCGCUUUUGAGGAAGGACAACAUGAAUUCUUUGGAGCAUGUGCGCAGUUGAAAGUUGUCAAUGGCGGAAAUGGAGUUCCAGGGCCUUAUACUUCGUUCCCUGGAGCCUACAGCUCCAAUGAUCCUGGAUUAUUCCUGGAUAUACAUAGAAAUUGGACGCUGCCUGAAGAAUACGAAGUUCCUGGACCACCGGUAUGGAGUUGUGGACUAUAG